Molecule: messenger RNA, 1213 nt
Organism: Perognathus longimembris pacificus (Pacific pocket mouse)
Lineage: Eukaryota; Metazoa; Chordata; Mammalia; Rodentia; Heteromyidae
Gene: Mettl27
Product: methyltransferase like 27
Exons: 5
Coding region: 70-783 (237 amino acids)
Molecular function (GO): S-adenosylmethionine-dependent methyltransferase activity
Source: RefSeq, a predicted model, not a curated record
UUCCGUCACCCGGGACCCUCGCGCGCUUCUCCCUCCGGCGGGUCCCCCCUGUCGCCGCGCGAACCCGGGAUGCCCGGGGCAGCCGUGACCCCGAGGAUGGCCCCGGAGGAGGUGCGGGCCAGGGUAGAGGCCGCUCACGGCCUCACCGACCCGGCCCAAAAACUCUGCUUCUAUGACCGCUGGGCCCGGGACUACGAUCAGGACGUGGCCGCCCUGCAGUACCAAGCUCCACGCCUUGCAGUGGACUGUCUCAUAAACACUUGUCCAGGCCUGGACCUCCAAUCCCUGAUCCUGGAUGUGGCCUGUGGCACUGGCCUAGUGGCUUCUGAGCUUCAGGCCCGGGGCUUCCUCCAGCUGCAUGGGGUGGAUGGCAGCCCAGAGAUGCUCAAGCAGGCCCAAGCCCGUGGUCUCUACCAGAAGCUCAGCCUCUGCACCCUGGGCCAGGAGCCCCUACCCAGCCCUGAAGGGACCUUUGAUGUUGUUCUCAUAGUGGGCGCCCUCAGCCAUGGCCAAGUACCGUGCACCGUGAUACCUGAGCUCCUACGGGUCACCAAGCCAGCCCUGAUGUGGCUGCGUCUGCACAUGUCUGGACAGGCCUUGUCUUCCGGGAGCCCCAGAGGUCAUCACAUGCUGGCAUGUUCUGCUGGUCUGUGGGAAGAGAAGGAAGCUUUUGGCUCCAAAGGGCUAGAAAUUCCCACUGGGCCCAGCCCCAAGCAUGUGAUUGGCAGGCCUCUCAGCCAACCAGAGCCCUGGCCGCCUGCCCACAUGGGAUGGGUAAGCUGAGCCUGGGAGACACACAGGGUCUCUUGCCCAAGGUCCAGAGCCCACAGGCUUCUCUCCUGUGCAUUGAGACACAGCCCUGUCCUCCAGCAGAAUGCAAGAGCAGCAAGCCAACCACCCCCUCCAUAGGGACAAGAGGUCUAGAAUUCCCAGGGUAGCCAGGCCUGGCAGGAUGCUCCUGGAAUCCCAGUACCUUGGAAGCUGAGGCAGAGAACCAAGUGUUCAGGGCUAGCUUGGGCUAGAGAAAGGGAAAAAGAUUCUCAGUAUAUAGGACACUUGGGCUUUGAAGGGUGUGUAGGAGUUCAUCAAGCUGAAGAAAACAAAGGGAAUGUAUUUCUUGGGGAGGGACAGAGAGCUUGAAGGUGGAGUGAACACAGGAGUGGGAAAGGACAGCCCUUCCUGGCAGAGCUGGGCCUGGAACUGGAGCCCUGCA